AUGGCACCCUCUCACAGCCACGUCCACGACGACCCCGUCUUACAUGCGCCUUCUAAUCAACCUGGAAUCCUCAUCGCAAUGCAGCCCACGCCUUAUCCCGCGUCAUGCAAGCCGUGCACUGGCGGUGCGCUAGAUCUUCAAUGCCCAUUGAAAUUUCCAUUAGGGGCCCAGCUAAAUUGUCUUUCUCCUCCAUGGUCAUCCAUGGCCCAUGACGUUGUCCUCAAUCGCCUGUGCUCAUCCAUCCCGGGACACAUACACACAUGCGCACCUCUUGCUGCCCGGUCGAGCGACCAUGUCGAGUGCGCAGUGGCAGUGGAUAAUGUCAGAUAG
Bipolaris zeicola 26-R-13 is the source of this 330-nucleotide messenger RNA. RefSeq lists its product as uncharacterized. The coding region runs from base 1 to 330 and encodes 109 amino acids. The record is from RefSeq and is a predicted model, not a curated record. Lineage: Eukaryota; Fungi; Ascomycota; Dothideomycetes; Pleosporales; Pleosporaceae. The transcript is spliced from 2 exons.